Caenorhabditis remanei is the source of this 912-nucleotide messenger RNA. RefSeq lists its product as uncharacterized. The transcript is spliced from 2 exons. Gene Ontology annotation, molecular function: DNA-binding transcription factor activity, RNA polymerase II-specific; RNA polymerase II cis-regulatory region sequence-specific DNA binding. Gene Ontology annotation, cellular component: nucleus. NCBI's taxonomy places the organism in Eukaryota, Metazoa, Nematoda, Chromadorea, Rhabditida, Rhabditidae. Gene Ontology annotation, biological process: regulation of transcription by RNA polymerase II. The record is from RefSeq and is a predicted model, not a curated record. Bases 1 to 912 code for a protein of 303 amino acids.
AUGCCCUCACAAUCAGUGAACAUCAGUCAAAUUACAAUUUCAGAACUCAACAACGCUGUCCUCAACUUCAAUCGUCCAAUGCCCUCCUCAUCAUCGUGUUCUCCCGUCUUGUCUUCACUCUCACUACCGACUUCAACCCAAUCUCGUUCAAUGUCCGCCGAACAGGCUCGUGAGCUUCUGACUAUGAGUACACCAAUUCCCGAUAACAUCUACAUAGAUACCAAUGACAUUGCCAGAAAAAUGAAAGAGUGGUUCACCCUGAGAAUCAGUACCCGGUCCUUCUUCGCUGUACAUGUUCUAGGAACAGGACGAAACCGUUUGCGCAAGCUUCUCACCGUCCCACGGCCAUUCAAUUCUUUGAAGGCUGGAAAGGAAUUGUACAUCAAAAUGUACAAUUGGUUGAAACUGUCAGAAGAUGUGAAAAAAGAAAUUUUGUCGGUAGUUGGAAUGAACGAUGAAAAGUCAAAGAAGAUUGCCCAAGGGCCAGAAGGCGAAGAGGAGGAGUACGCAUGUCCAAAGAAGAUCUCCCGGAAACGCGAAGUUUCACACCAUUCGGAGACAUCUUCCUACUCAUUAUUGUCUCCUGACUCAUUCCUUCACACAUCGAUCACCGCUGAGACACUCAAUGCCUUCAUCAACAAACAAGUCGAUUAUGUUGACACCAAAAAGAUCUCCAAUUUGAUCAAGGAUUGGCUCAAGGAAACCCAAGCGACUCAGGAGUGGUUUGCCACGAAGAUUUUGGGAAGAUGCAGAAAGACACUCAACCAAUGCCUGAAUAAUCCAAGGGAGUGGAAAAAUUUGACCCAAAAUAAAGGAAUCUUCGUAACGAUGCACAAUUGGAUGUGUUUGACGAAGGAGAACAGACACGAGAUUAUGAGAGUUUACAAGGCGCCGAACAUGAACUCUCACUAA